AUGCUCUCCGCCUUUACAGCCCGUCCUAUAAUCGAGCUCAAACAACAAACGAGAGCAAAAAUUGAGACAAUUCUUGCCCAUGGUGACCGCGUUCUCGUCGGCCUUAACAAUGGCGCCCUCCGGAUCUACCGUUUAAACGGCCUCGCCGACCCAUCACAGAAUGGUUCUGUUGAUGUAGAUGCUAAUGGCGCAACGUCCCCGAAUGGCCAUACCGAUACUCCAGCCAAAUCGACGAGUCCAACAGAUUUGAUGCGAGAGGUUGAGCGCUUCUCAACACGAGCCAUCGAGCAGCUUGCCAUUAUCAAAGACGCAAAUACGAUUGUUUCUUUAUCGAACUACCAUGUUUCAUUCCACGAUUUAAAAACAUACGAACUUAUCGAGACUCUGCCCCGAACCAAGAACGCAACCUGCUUUGCGUCAACCUCAAAUAUUGUCAAGGAUCCAGAUACUGGUAUCCCCGAGAUUGUAAGCCGGCUGGCCGUUGCAGUCAAGAGGAAACUCUUGCUCUGGAGCUGGCUUGAGAGCGAACUUUCCGAUGAUGUAGACGAAAUUGUUUUAGCCGAGUCGAUCCGAUCAGUAACAUGGGCGAGCGCAACAAAGCUGGUGUGUGGCUUGAACGGCGGAUACGUCAUGGUCAACGUGGUCACACGCGAAGUUGAAGAUGUUGUAAGCCCUGGCUCGGGGCCAGCAGCCGGACAGAACAGUCGCUUUGGUGCGAUGAGCAGUGCCGGUAUGGGAUAUAUGGGUUUGGGAGGCUAUAUGCCCAAACCUUUGGCUACUAAGCUGGCGGAAGGCGAAAUACUGCUUGUGAAGGAUAUCAACACGCUAUUUAUCGACGACGAUGGAAAGUCUCUCGACAGACGGCAAAUCCCUUGGCAGCAUGCCCCUGAAUCCAUAGGAUAUUCGUAUCCUUACAUUCUCGCUCUACAAGCACCUUCGAAAGGUUCGCUCGAAGUUCGAAAUCCUUCGACUCUCUCGUCACUUCAAAACUUGUCACUACCUGGUGCGGCCCAGCUUCACUUUCCGCCACCAUCCUACAGCUUAGCACAUGCCGGCAAAGGUUUCCAUAUCUCAAGUGAACGAUGUGUUUGGAAGAUGGAAGCAACAGAUUAUGACUCUCAAAUCCAAGAGCUUGUGGAUGGUGGUCAUUUAGACGAGGCAAUCAGUAUCUUGGAGAUGCUAGAGGAUGCUUUGUUAAGAAACAAGACACAGACAUUACGCGAAGUCAAAAUGUUGAAGGCCGAAGGGUUGUUCAAGAAGAAGAAAUACCGCCAGGCUAUGGAUCUCUUCAAUGAAGAUGAUGUACAUGCACCCCCAGAGCGAGUACUCAAGAUGUUUCCCCCCUCUAUCGCUGGAGAGCUAUCUGCAUGGGCAGGCCGCGAGGAUGAAGAGAGUCAGGAGUCGGACGAGGCCCCCGCAACACCAAAGAAGACCAACGGCACACGUACUAGUACCCCUGAACCUCUCUCGCCAACAUAUGAAACUCCUCCAUCGAGCAAAGGAGGGUUUGCCAGAUAUCUCACGGGCAGUUAUAGGAGACCCCAGGCAGACACCGCGUCCAUUUUCUCAAAGAAGGAUGCGACUGACGGCGAUGAUGUCGCUAGCGUGAAGGAGACUGACUCGGGUGACGAUCAGCCUUUGAAAGACAAGGACUUGACCAAUGCAGUUCUGGAAUUGAACAGUUAUCUUGCUGGAACCCGUGCUCGGCUACAGCGUGUCCUUGACCCGGUCACUGGAAACUUGAAGCCUCGAAGCGAGCGAAAUGGCUCGACGGAAGAGAUAGCAGAGACCUUCCUACGAAUAGGACUCGAUGAAUCGGAAGAACAACUGCAAGAAGAGCUGCGAAACACGUUUCGUCUUGUCGAUACAACAUUGUUUCGAGCUUACAUGUUCUCUCGGCCAACAUUGGCAAGCUCUUUGUUCCGAAUUCCUAAUUUCUGCGACCCUAAUGUGGUUAAUGAAAAGCUUUUGGAACAUAAUCGCUACAAUGAGCUGGUCGAUUUCUUCUACGGCAAGAAGCUACAUAAGGAAGCUUUGGAGCUGCUGCGGCGCUUCGGUGCUGCUGAAAAGCCAGAUGAUGCCGCACCAGCACUUCAUGGCCCUGAGCGUACCAUUGAGUAUCUCAAAAAUCUUCCGCCAUCAGAGAUCGAUCUCAUUCUCGAGCAUGCAGAAUGGACUCUUAAGGCUCGUCCUGAUGCCGCACUAGAGAUUUUUAUAGGGGAUACCGAGAACGCCGAAACUUUGCCACGGGAAAAAGUUGUGUCCUUCUUACACGAUAUUGAUACCCAGUUGGAAGGCCGGUAUUUGGAACACAUCAUCAACGAACUUGAAGAUAUGACGCCGGAUCUCCAUAACCGACUGGUUGAGCUCUUUGUAGAGAACUUGACCAAGAUGGAGCAAAGUGACGAAUGGAACGAGAUGAUGAAUCGCUUUGUUGAGUUCCUGAGACACGAAUUCUUGAGAGAACCAGUGCAGGUUUACAGCCUCAGCAAAGCAUUCCAACUGAUUCCUCGUGACGAUCCUGCUUUCUACGAAGCACAGGCUGUGGUUUUGAGUAAGAUGGGCCAGCACAAACAGGCACUUGAGAUUUACGUGUUCAAGAUGAAGGACUACCAGAAAGCUGAACAGUACGUAUUUGCCGAUGUUCCGAACACAAAGAACGAUGCUGGAGAUGAUCCUGAGAAGGCUACGCCAUCUAUUUAUCAUACUCUGUUAUCGCUCUACCUUCAGCCUUCAUCACCCAACCAACCUAACCUGGAACCAGCACUUGAUCUGCUAUCCAAGCAUGGAUCACGUCUCCCAGCAACCUCAACCUUAGGUCUGAUUCCAGAUGAUCUUCCUGUUCGGUCACUGGAAUCUUAUUUCCGAGGGCGCAUUCGUUCAGCUAAUAGCUUGGUAAAUGAGUCGAGGAUUGUUGCUGGUCUUCGACAAGCCGAUGGUGUCUCUAUCGCAGCGCGACUGCACCUUGGGGACCAUGUACAAGGCGGGCAAGGUGGGCGAAAUCGCCAUGUCGCUAUCACAGACGAACGACAUUGCGUUGUAUGCCACAAGAAACUCGGAGGAGGUAUGCGUAUUGGUGGAAGCGUUGUGGCUGUACUACCGGAUAAUACGGUGGUGCACUAUGGCUGUUUGAACCGGGCAACUGGGAACAAGGUGGACGCAGCUCGGGCGCCAAGUUGGGGUCGGGGAUUUUAG
Molecule: messenger RNA, 3195 nt
Organism: Fusarium venenatum
Lineage: Eukaryota; Fungi; Ascomycota; Sordariomycetes; Hypocreales; Nectriaceae
Source: RefSeq, a predicted model, not a curated record